AUGUCCCAAAUAUAUUUGGUGUGUGUUAUUUGUUGUCUGUUGUAUUAUGUGCGAUGUAUAAAUGUACAAAUAGGUAAUCAGAAGUAUAGUUUAUGCUCUAAUAAAAUUAAAAAAGAUUUGUUAGAUUUUUAUAAUACCUUGGGUGUAUUAAAAUCAGAUAAGAAUUUAAAAGACAAUAUAAAAAAAGUAAAUUUGUAUACUAAAUUUCGAAAAAGAUUAUAUAAAGAUAGAUUAAGUGUAUAUGCAAAUGUUAGUAUAAAAGAAAAAGGAGAAGAAGUAGUACCAGUUAAAGUUGUUGAAGAAAAAGAAAAUAAAGAAAAUGAAGAAAAGACUAAUAUAUUAGAUCAAGAAAUAUUUACUAAUUUUAUGCAAUUUAAUAAAAAUAAUUUUUUUUGUAUAGAUGAAUUAGGUUUAGAUGUUAGUAUUCCCUUAUAUAAAAAUAGUGGUUUUGGCGCUAAUGUAGUUUAUCAAUUACCUGAAACAGUUUAUGUUAAUGCAUACACAAAUAUAUAUAAUACAAUAAUUAAAGGAGAAUUUAAUAGUAUAGAUAUUUUGAAAAGAAUCAGUUUUUUUCAGUUCUUUGAUAAUUUCUAUUUAAAUGCACAUUAUGAUUUUAAAAGUGAAAAAGCUCUUUUAAAUUUAGAAAGUAAACUAUAUGAAUAUUAUAAUAAACACGGUGAUAAUAUUAGUUUUAAUAACAAAAUUAUUGUUGAGAGAAAUAUGCAUAAUGAAUAUGAUGGUUCUGUAUGCCUCUCUUUAAAGUAUAACAAUAAUGUCUUUACCCCUAUAUUUAAUUUCAAGGACAAGACCUAUGAAUAUGUUUAUGAUAAUAUAAGCGGAAAUAGAAAAUUCAGUGUAAAAGUAGAUAAAGACAGAAAUGUACAUUUUAAUUAUUUAUCUUUCGAUAGAGUAGACGAAUCAAAUAAAUAUUUCUUAUUUUUCAAUUUUAUAUUUUCUAAUCCUAUGCAGUCAAUAAUUACAUUAAAGCGUGAAUUCAUUUUCUAA
This is a messenger RNA of Plasmodium adleri (nom. inval.), 1005 nucleotides long. RefSeq names its product conserved Plasmodium protein, unknown function. NCBI's taxonomy places the organism in Eukaryota, Apicomplexa, Aconoidasida, Haemosporida, Plasmodiidae. Bases 1 to 1005 code for a protein of 334 amino acids. The transcript is spliced from 2 exons. The record is from RefSeq and is a predicted model, not a curated record.